Molecule: messenger RNA, 2837 nt
Organism: Phlebotomus argentipes
Lineage: Eukaryota; Metazoa; Arthropoda; Insecta; Diptera; Psychodidae
Gene: Pak3
Product: serine/threonine-protein kinase PAK 1
Exons: 2
Coding region: 331-1863 (510 amino acids)
Biological process (GO): regulation of MAPK cascade; regulation of axonogenesis; intracellular signal transduction
Cellular component (GO): cytoplasm
Molecular function (GO): ATP binding; protein serine/threonine kinase activity
Source: RefSeq, a predicted model, not a curated record
CGUCGGAUUCGUCAUUCUCUCAUUUGUGUUUGAGUUUUUGUCUUCCUUUUUUCUGCGCCUGAAAUAAAGGGCCGAUUAUGAGCCACUCCUGUCUCCAGACAAGCGGAAAAGCCCUUCCUUUGCAUCUGCUGUAGGCCAGUGAGAGGUGAACAUGUGCCUGGCGUAGGUGAGACAGUGCAAAGUGCGUGAGAAAAGUGAGAAAAGACUUUUGAGUGAGGGACGAAGAGGCGACUGGGCGGAAAACUUUAUCAUAUUCGCUGAGCUGUGGGAAUUUCUGCUGUGUGACGGUGUGGAGAAGUGGUAUUUUCGGGUGUUGAAGAGCGUGGAGUCAUGUCGCUGUUCAAUAUAUUCGGGAGCAACAAGCGCGGCCAGUCGAAGGAUGGCGACCGGAACAAGGGUGGCGCCCUCAACAUCGGCACCCCCACGAACGUGGUUCACGGGGUGCACGUGAGCAAGAACCACCUCACGGGGGACCUGGAGGGUCUGCCGAGGCAGUGGCAGAAAGUCCUGAACGCGCUCAUCACUCAGGAUGAGCAACAGGAGAACCCGGAUGCCGUGUAUCAGGCGCUCAAAUUCUACAAUUACUCCAUCAAGAAGAAGGAUCAGACGGAGCCGUUCAAGCCAUUCAUCACAGAGGAGGCGAUCGUGGAGGAAUCUGCCGAGAUUGACAAGUACAUGAACAAGAAUGUCCAUCCCAGCGCCGACUCCUUGGGCGGCAAGAGCAGCAGCGACGAGAGCUACUCGUCAGACACUCCCCCUCCGCUGCCUGAGAAGCGCCCCAUAACGUCGCUGCCGAAGCCCAAACUCCUCCCGAAGCCAAAAGUGAAGCCUCCAGUGCCGGCAAAGCUGCACAGCAACUUCGACCACGUCCAGGAUCUCUCGCAGAUCAGCCAUAUAGAGCAACCCGAGGCGGUGGACGAUCUCAUCCUGCGUCCCAAGGACAAAGAUCCUGGCAAGCGCAUCCCCAAGACGGACGAGCAAGUGUACAGUGAACUGCGGAGCAUUUGCAAUCUGGAUGAUCCCACACAGAGAUAUGAAACGAAAUUAGAGGUUGGAAAGGGUGCUUCUGGCGUGGUGUUCAUUGCUCUGGACUUGGAGACGGAGCAGAAAGUGGCGAUAAAGACGAUUGAUUUGAAGAGUCAAACGUCGAAGGAGCUCAUCCUCAACGAGAUUCGCGUGCUUAAGGACUUCAAUCAUAAGAACUUGGUGAACUUCCUCGAUGCCUAUUUCCUGGAGCCAGAGAAUCAGCUGUGGGUGGUGCUGGAGUACAUGGAUGGAGGUCCGCUCACGGACGUGGUCACGGAGACGGUGAUGAAGGAACGCCAAAUAGCCGCCGUUUGCCGGGAGGUGCUCAAUGCGAUCACUUUCCUGCACUCACGAGGCAUCAUUCACCGUGACAUCAAGUCGGACAACAUCCUGUUGGGCAUGGAUGGGAGCGUGAAGGUGACAGACUUUGGAUUUUGUGCCAAUAUCGAGGGCGAUGAGAAGCGCCAGACAAUGGUGGGCACGCCGUACUGGAUGGCUCCGGAGGUGGUGACGCGAAAGCAGUACGGUAAGAAAGUGGACAUCUGGUCCAUCGGCAUUAUGGCAAUUGAGAUGAUCGAGGGACAGCCGCCGUACUUGAAUUCAGCCCCCCUGCGAGCUCUCUAUCUCAUAGCGGCCAACGGGCGGCCGGAGAUCAAGAGUUGGGACAAGUUGUCGGCGAAUUUGCAGGACUUUUUGGAUCGUUGUCUCCAGGUGGAGGUCGAUCGACGCGCUUCGGCGGAGGAACUUUUGCGUCAUCCCUUCCUGGACGACUGUAUGGAGUUGCGAACACUCACACCACUCAUCAAAGCCGCCCGGAGAAUCCUGAAGCGAGACUAAGUGGAUUCCCAAAAGCAUUUCUACCCUCCUUAAUGUUGGAUUUACGCAUUGAGUGCCUUUGGAACGAAUCAUUCUUUGUGAAUUUGAUAAAUUCGAGAGUAUUUUUGAGCAAAAUAUCUCCACAUUCCGCACUCAGCAAUUGCUCUACCGCCACAAUAUCACACCCAAAGGUGAGCAUCUUCCGACAAAUUGUCCGAUAAGCCCUUAUCUUAUUACAUCUUUAAUCUAUUAUUCAAUUUUGCACAAAUGCAGUAUUUGAUAAACAUUUUUCAAGAGAUGAAUUUCCGUGCUUAUAGAGAAGAAUGAGGGGCAGAAAAUUAUACAAUUUAAUAAUACAAUCAAAUUCAUGAUAGAUUUUAUAGGUGAAAAUGAUUUUCAUUAAGAUAUUGUAAGAUGACUUAUUGAGAAAUGAAUUGAAAAUGUGUCUAGAUUAAGAGAGUAAAGAGAAACAGAGAGAGAGAGAGCGAGAGCUAAGAGCUUCACUAUACAAAUGAAUUUAUAUACCCGGACAAACGAUUUUCUUUCCCACUUUAUGAAACUCUUUUUCCGCCGGCAAAAAAGACCUCUGCAUUCAAAUUGUGAAUUUUCAUCAACAAACGCUUCAUUUAAAUGGUUCUUCUGUUCGAUUUUUUUUAUUAUUCAAAGGUCAGCAAAGUGAGAAUGAGAGAGAAAAUAUGCAAUUAUUCAAGCAGACACAAAAAAAAUUGGGGGGAAAACAGAGAAGAGAAAAUCUAAAAGUCUGAUAAAGGAGUGUUUUUACAUGCAAUUUUUUGCUCUAAGAAAUUAACAUUUCCAAUGGAUAUAUUUUGAUAUAUAAGGAAUACCUUCAUCUUUAUACAAUUUGCGAGCACAAGAUAAAAUUGUUCGAGAUGAGAACAAUUGAGGACAGUUUUUUUGUACAUAGAUAUUCGAUGUGUUAUUUGUAAAUUUUUAAAAUUACUUUUCAAAUAAAUAUAAAUACAAUGAAGAAAUAC